AGUUGAUUUUUUAGAUAUAGUUACCAAUUUAAACCAUUACAAAAAUUGCUAGAGACAAGUACGGCAUCAAAAUAUGUCUCGACAAUAUGACACUCGAACAACUAUAUUUUCACCAGAAGGUCGUCUGUUUCAAGUUGAAUAUGCCAUGGAAGCUAUUAGCCAUGCAGGAACCUGCUUAGGAAUUUUAGCAAAGGAUGGAGUGUUACUUGCUGCUGAAAGACGGAAUACUAAUAAAUUGUUAGAUGAUGUAUAUUCGGAUAAAAUUUAUAAGUUGGACGAGGAUACAGCUUGCAGUGUGGCAGGUAUUACAUCAGAUGCUAAUGUUUUAACACAGAAGUUAAGGUUAACUGCACAAAGAUAUCUACUUCUGUACCAAGAACCAAUGCCAGUUGAACAAUUAGUCAGUAGUCUAUGUGAUGUCAAACAAAGAUAUACACAAGUUGGGGGUUACCGUCCUUUUGGUGUUUCUUUACUUUACGUCGGUUGGGACAGACGUUUGGGUUUUCAGUUAUAUCAAAGCGAUCCUAGUGGCAACUACUCUGGUUGGAAAGCAACAUGCAUCGGUAACAACAGCAUGGCUGCUAUCUCAAUGUUAAAACAGGAGUACAAUGAAGACGGGAUAACAUUAGAUGAAGCAUUGAAGUUAGCUGUGAAAGUUUUAAGCAAAACGUUAGACGUGCAAAAAUUAACAUCUGAAAAAGUUGAAAUUGCACAUUUGACUCGCCAAAACAACAAAACAAAAAUCCAAAUACUUAAAAAUGAACAAGUGGAUGGUUUACUGAAAGCUCACGAAGAAGAGGAGAAAAAGGCAGAAGCAGAAAAGGCGAAAGCAGAUAAACAAAAGACAGCGAAAAAAUAAUAAAAACACCUUUUGACUUAGAACUUUUACAUGUAUUAUCACUUUCGGUUAAUAUCAAGAACAGAAACGUUUAAAUGGC
Molecule: messenger RNA, 938 nt
Organism: Hydractinia symbiolongicarpus
Lineage: Eukaryota; Metazoa; Cnidaria; Hydrozoa; Anthoathecata; Hydractiniidae
Product: proteasome subunit alpha type-4-like
Exons: 8
Coding region: 74-859 (261 amino acids)
Biological process (GO): ubiquitin-dependent protein catabolic process
Cellular component (GO): proteasome core complex, alpha-subunit complex; cytosol; proteasome core complex
Source: RefSeq, a predicted model, not a curated record